Carassius auratus (goldfish) is the source of this 1164-nucleotide messenger RNA. Its product is annotated as fibroin heavy chain-like. The record is from RefSeq and is a predicted model, not a curated record. The annotation marks the transcript as partial. Lineage: Eukaryota; Metazoa; Chordata; Actinopteri; Cypriniformes; Cyprinidae. The transcript has a single exon.
CAGGGCGCCGGAGCGGGACAGGGAAGCGGUUAUGGCCAGGGCGCCGGAGCGGGACAGGGAAGCGGUUAUGGCCAGGGCGCCGGAGCGGGACAGGGAAGCGGUUAUGGCCAGGGAAGUGGCCAGGGAAGCGGUUAUGGCCAGGGAAGUGGCCAGGGAAGCGGUUAUGGCCAGGGUGCAGGAGCGGGACAGGGAAGCGGUUAUGGCCAGGGCGCCGGAGCGGGACAGGGAAGCGGAGCUGGUCAGGGAAGUGGCCAGGGAAGCGGUUAUGGCCAGGGCGCCGGAGCGGGACAGGGAAGCGGUUAUGGCCAGGGAAGUGGCCAGGGAAGCGGUUAUGGCCAGGGUGCAGGAGCGGGACAGGGAAGCGGUUAUGGCCAGGGUGCAGGAGCGGGACAGGGAAGCGGUUAUGGUCAGGGCGCCGGAGCGGGACAGGGAAGCGGUUAUGGCCAGGGCGCCGGAGCGGGACAGGGAAGCGGUUAUGGCCAGGGCGCCGGCGCGGGACAGGGAAGCGGCGCGGGACAGGGAAGCGGCGCGGGACAGGGAAGCGGCGCGGGACAGGGAAGCGGCGCGGGACAGGGAAGCGGCGCGGGACAGGGAAGCGGCGCGGGACAGGGAAGCGGCGCGGGACAGGGAAGCGGCGCUGGACAGGGAAGUGGCCAGGGCGCUGGAGCUGGUCAGGGAAGCGGGGCUGGUCAGGGCGCUGGAGCUGGUCAGGGCGCUGGAGCUGGACAGGGAAGCGGUCAGGGCGCUGGAGCUGGACAGGGAAGCGGUCAGGGCGCUGGAGCUGGACAGGGAAGCGGAGCUGGACAGGGAAGUGGUCAGGGUGCUGGAGCUGGACAGGGAAGUGGUCAGGGCGCUGGAGCUGGACAGGGAAGCGGAGCUGGACAGGGAAGUGGUCAGGGCGCUGGAGCUGGACAGGGAAGCGGAGCUGGACAGGGAAGUGGUCAGGGCGCUGGAGCUGGACAGGGAAGUGGCCAGGCAAGCGGAGCUGGACAGGGAAGUGGCCAGGGCGCUGGAGCUGGUCAGGGAAGCGGGGCUGGUCAGGGCGCUGGAGCUGGUCAGGGAAGCGGGGCUGGUCAGGGCGCUGGAGCUGGUCAGGGAAGCGGGGCUGGACAGGGAAGCAGUCAGGGCGCUGGAGCUGGACAGGGAAGCGGAGCUGGACAGGGA